AUGGCUACGCUAGCUUGCCCUAAGGCGACUAUCGCCUUCGCUGCUUGCACCAAUGCCGCUUCUCGACCAGCGGCAUCUGCGGCGGUUUCUGCGGCUCCCGUGAGCAGCAGAAGCGCUCGCCUUGCCGGAUCUCUCUCCGCUUCCGCCGCCGCCGCUGCCGCUGCGUGCUCCGGCAAAGAGCUCUUCUCCACACCCGUAGCGCACUCACGCGGGAAUCCCGGGGCAAGCCGCGCCGUGUCUCGCGGCGCUGUUCGUGUCGACGCCAGCGUGGCGCGGCGCAAGGUCCUGAUCGUCAACACUAACGGCGGAGGCCACGCGGUGAUUGGCUUCGCGCUAGCCCGUCAGUUAGCGACUGCCGGCCACUCGGUGACGAUCAUGACCGUUGGCGACCGGAACUCCGACAAGAUGAAGAAGCAGCCAUUCUCGCGCUUCUCGGAGCUGCGCGCGGAGGGCGUGCGCACGGAGUGGGGCGACCCGGCACGGCUGUCCGCCGUGUUCGGCGCGACCGGGGGCUUCGACGUGGUGCUGGACAACAACGGCAAGGACCUCGACACCGUCAAGCCCGUGGCGGACUGGGCGAGCGCGGCGGGCGUGCGGCAGUUCCUGUUCAUCAGCAGCGCGGGCAUCUACACGCCCUCCUCCGAGACCCCGCACGUCGAAGGGGACGCGGUGAAGGAGAGCUCGGGGCACGCGCAGGUGGAGAAGUACCUGGCGGGCAAGGCGUGGGGCGACGGAUGGGCGGCGUUCCGCCCGCAGUACAUCACAGGGUCGGGCAACAACAAGGACUGCGAGGAGUGGUUCUUUGACCGCAUCGUGAGGGGGCGGCCAGUGCCCAUCCCAUCCCCGGGCAUCCAGCUGACAGUGGUGGCGCAUGUGGACGACAUAGCGCGCAUGAUUGCCCUCGCCAUUGACUACCCGCAGGACGCCAAGGGUCAGAUCUUCAAUGCAGUGGGUGGCAGAGCGGUGACAUUCGACGGGCUGGCUCGCAUGUGCGCCAACGCUGCUGGCCGCGCCUCAUCGCUCAAGAUCGUGCACUAUGAUCCCAAGGCCGCUGGGGUCGAUGCCAAGAAGGCUUUCCCCUUCCGGAACAUGCACUUCUAUUCGGAGCCUCGCAAUGCGCGGGAGAGGCUGGGCUUUAAGAGCUUCACGGAUCUGCAGACUGUUCUGAACCAGCGGUACAUUGACUAUGUGGCGGCUGGGAGGGACAAGAAGGACGCCAAGUUUGAGACACGUUUACAUCCCACCACAGUUCCCUUCCUCCAUCCAUCCUCUCUCCGCCACUUCACCCGCCGAUCACCGCCAUUCCGACCCUCACCGCUCCGCUCAUCACGCUGCGAUCAUCGCGGGCCCGCCAGCAUGAGCGGCAUCGGCAGGGCGCUGUACAAUGUGGGCUUCUGGGUGCGCGAGACGGGGCAAGCGCUCGACCGACUCGGGUGCCGGCUGCAGGGCAAAUACGCCUUCCAUGAAGAGCUCUCGCGGCAUCGCACCAUCAUGAAUCUUUUCGACAAGCUGCCCGAGGUGCCCGCAAACGCCUUCGUGGCGCCGAGCGCGGCGGUGAUUGGCGACGUGCAGAUCGGGCAGCGAUCGUCUGUGUGGUACAACGCCAUUCUUAGAGGCGACGUGAACAGCAUCCGCGUGGGCGCGGACACCAACAUUCAGGACGGCUGCAUCGUGCACGUGGCAAAGACCAACCUGGCCGGCAAGAUCCUCCCCACCAUCAUUGGCUCGCGCGUCACCGUCGGUCACAACGCAAUACUGCAUGCAUGCACGGUGGAGGACGAGGCGUUUGUGGGCAUCGGAGCAACGCUGCUGGAUGGGGUGGUGGUGGAGUCGGGGGCCAUGGUGGCCGCUGGCGCCCUUGUCGUGCAGAACACGCGCAUUCCUUCGGGACAGAUCUGGGCAGGGUCGCCAGCCAAAUUCUUCCGCACGCUGACAGCAGCCGAGAGGGCAUUCAUUGCCAAGUCAGCAGAGAGCUAUGCCAGCCUGGCAGAGGUACACGCCAAGGAAAACGCCAAGAGCUUUGAGGAGGUGGAGGCGGAUAAGAAGCAGAGGGAGGGGUGGGCCAACUACAGUGAAGACUUCGUUUCUAGUGUGGGCGCUGUUGUGGAUAAGCCGCCUGUUCCUGGCCCAGUCAAGCUGGCUUAG
Messenger RNA from Closterium sp. Yama58-4, 2145 nucleotides. NCBI's taxonomy places the organism in Eukaryota, Viridiplantae, Streptophyta, Zygnematophyceae, Desmidiales, Closteriaceae. The record is from the annotation of a GenBank genome assembly.